AUGAUUCAAGAACCAACGAGGAGUGAAUUAUUUCAGCGUAUGGUUAAAAAUAUGCAAGUGGAACAGGAAAUACUUGAUGCACUAACAGAUCACGAGAAAGCAGUUCUGUUUUCUGCUAUUCGAUUAGAACAGAUCAAAAGAUACAAAAAAUGGGAUGCUGAUCAAGAAAUACUUAAAAAAAAUUCUGAAAAUGAUGGAAAAUCAGACAACAGUCGACAUUCUAAACGACAUGUCAAUUACCUGUGUGGAUCUGAUGGGAAGUUGAUUGUCACCGCAGCUGUUGCACCGGAUUAUGAUAGAACUAAUUAUUCAGAUUGUUAUGGAUCUUCAGGAAUAAUUCAACAACUUCAUCAAAAUCCAUCAUUGUUAUUAGAGAUUUUGAACGACCAGGUCAACAUUCAGAAACAAGUGGUAUAG
Messenger RNA from Trichobilharzia regenti, 417 nucleotides. The record is from the annotation of a GenBank genome assembly. NCBI's taxonomy places the organism in Eukaryota, Metazoa, Platyhelminthes, Trematoda, Strigeidida, Schistosomatidae.